This is a messenger RNA of Owenia fusiformis, 1012 nucleotides long. The record is from the annotation of a GenBank genome assembly. NCBI's taxonomy places the organism in Eukaryota, Metazoa, Annelida, Polychaeta, Sabellida, Oweniidae.
UGAAUUGUGAGUGUACAAAUGUAUCAUAUAUUUACUUCCUUAUCAUUUGUCUUUAUUCCUGGAAUCUAGGAUUAGACUGAAUACAAAUAAGGAUAUGUUUGUAACAAAACUCACCAACUCUAAACAAUUCUCUUCCUAUUAAUCAACAUACACAGUCUAUUUUCUGUAUUAUUUGUAUGAUUUAGAGGAAAUCACACUUAUUAACAAAAAAUACACUGCAGGACUUCCAAUUUUUAACAUAUAAGACAAUGAGUAAUUUUAAAAAAUCAGUUCAAUUUUAAGUGACUCCUUGAAUGAGAAGAGGAUAACACAUUUAGAGGAUAUUCUGAUGCCAAAGGGUUGAGUAAAUAUGAAGUCAGCAUUCAUUCUUGUCAUUGUGACUCUUGUUGCCUUGGAAUCUACAGAUGCUUGGAGAAGUAGGCUUAAAUUGAGUUGUCUACCUUACUGGACCAUAGCUUGUAAUGACCCUACUGAUUGUGCUCCAGCAAAUCACAGUAUAUGUUGGAUAGGACGCAUCUUAAAAAGAAUUAUUCGUGUACGCAAUGGUGAAAAACGAUUCUCUCGUGAUUUCUACAUGUAUGAUUUAAAUAAUGAUGAAAGGAUAACUCUGUCUGAGUUUGCUACUGCUAUAUCAUCUACACCUCAGAAAUGUGUUAAGCUGUUUGAACUUGCAGAUAAAAAUGGUGAUGGUGUUCUAAGUAAGAAUGAGUUUUUCCCUACUCAAGGACGUGCUCCAUUUCUGUUUGACUAUAGUACGUGAAAAAACAACAACCCAGGAUGCUCCAGAGCAGAUACUGACCAAUCAAAAGGACUUUUUAUCAUAACAUUGGACUGAAUAACCUUCCUUCCAAUGUACUAUGAACUGUCUCAAAUAUAUUAUCCCCAAAGGAUAUGUAAUAUCUUAUCAAAUAGUGAAUGCAAAAUUGUGUAAAUUCAUUGAAAAUGGAAACAUGAAUGUAAAAGUUUGCUUUAUUUUAAAAGGUUGCUUUAUUAGAUCUGAUUCUGCCUUUCA